Messenger RNA from Brachypodium distachyon (stiff brome), 1700 nucleotides. Its product is annotated as solanesyl-diphosphate synthase 1, mitochondrial. Gene Ontology annotation, biological process: isoprenoid biosynthetic process; ubiquinone biosynthetic process. NCBI's taxonomy places the organism in Eukaryota, Viridiplantae, Streptophyta, Magnoliopsida, Poales, Poaceae. Gene Ontology annotation, cellular component: transferase complex. The transcript is spliced from 12 exons. Gene Ontology annotation, molecular function: prenyltransferase activity. The coding region runs from base 101 to 1381 and encodes 426 amino acids. The record is from RefSeq and is a predicted model, not a curated record.
CCUUCUCUCUCUCACCCUUUUGCUCCUCUUGACUUUUUCUCCAAGUUCAACUCCGCCGCCCGCCCCCCUCUCCCCGAUCCCGGGAGAGAGACACAGCGAGAUGUCCUGGCGGUGGGCUCUCGCGCGGCGCGUCGCCACGCUGGUCGGCGGCGGAAGCGGGAGCGGCGCGGCUCAGGCGCAGAGGCUCUUCUCCUCGUCGGGAAGCGCACUCCUGGGGAGGCUCCUCCCUACUCCGCCGUCCCAGAUUCGGAACAAGGUGGUGGGUUGCAGAGGAGCUGCCUUCGUGAGCUCGCGAUGGUUACAUGAUGCCCAAUACCAGGUUCGCCAAGAUGGAGUUUCGAGGGCUGAAGAACAGCAGGAUCCAUUUGAAUUGGUUGCUGAUGAGCUGUCAAUACUGGCAAAUAGGCUACGGUCCAUGGUGGUUGCUGAGGUCCCUAAACUAGCAUCAGCCGCUGAGUACUUUUUCAAGAUGGGAGCCGAGGGAAAAAGAUUCCGACCUACGGUUUUGUUAUUGAUGGCAUCAGCUCUAAAAUUCCCGAUAUCAGAAUCAACAGAAGGUGGAGUUUUCAGUAUGCUGACAAAUACGCUCCGGACACGGCAGCAAAACAUUGCGGAGAUAACUGAAAUGAUCCAUGUUGCAAGUCUUCUGCAUGAUGAUGUUCUGGAUGAUGCUGACACUAGGCGAGGUGUCACUUCAUUGAAUUGCAUUAUGGGUAACAAGCUUUCAGUUCUGGCUGGUGAUUUUCUCCUGUCUAGAGCAUGUGUGGCACUUGCAGCACUUGGGAAUACAGAGGUGGUAUCUCUAAUGGCAACUGCUGUAGAACAUCUAGUUACUGGUGAAACUAUGCAGAUCUCGACAAGUAGAGAGCAACGGCGAAGUAUGGAAUACUACUUGCAGAAGACAUACUACAAAACAGCAUCAUUGAUAUCAAAUAGUUGCAAAUGUGUUGCUCUUCUUGCAGGGCACACUGCUGAUGUUUCACUCCUUGCAUACGAAUAUGGUCGAAACCUGGGUCUGGCCUUCCAGUUGAUCGACGAUGUUCUUGACUUCACAGGCACCUCUGCAUCACUUGGGAAGGGUUCAUUAUCUGAUAUUCGUCAUGGAAUCAUUACUGCCCCAAUGCUAUAUGCGAUGGAAGAAUUCCCACAACUACAUGAAGUUGUUGACCAGGGUUUUGAUAAUCCUGCAAAUGUUGAGCUUGCCCUGGACUACCUCCAGAAGAGCCAGGGGAUUGAAAGAACAAAAAAGCUUGCACAGGAACACGCUAACCUUGCCAUCAAAGCCAUCGAAGCUCUACCGGAUAGUGAUGACGAAGAUGUUCUGAUCUCAAGGCGGGCUCUUAUUGAUAUCACGCAAAGAGUCAUCACAAGGACAAAGUAGCGAGAUUAUCCAGAAGGCGAAGAUAAGCCUGAACUUCGCCACAGGUGUAGUGUUCCACUUGGAAAAUUUUGUACGGUUUGGCCAUUGCAUUCUUCACGUUGCCUGAGUUUUAUGUAACAUCCAUGCCAUUUAGGAUCACAGGAAAGUUUCCCAGAAUCAUCCAGCCGUAGAUGUAAUUGUUUUUAGUUACAAAAGUGGCAACAAAAUCUGUGUAUUAGUAUCACCGAUUGCGAUGAUCACCUGAUGACCAGACUCUGUAACCAUAUAAUUGAAGUAUGGGACGAAAUAUAUGAGGGAAGGGACUACUUGCACCGGUUAA